Messenger RNA from Gavia stellata (red-throated loon), 2353 nucleotides. It is a transcript of the gene AP3M1, whose product is annotated as adaptor related protein complex 3 subunit mu 1. Gene Ontology annotation, biological process: intracellular protein transport; endocytosis. The record is from RefSeq and is a predicted model, not a curated record. Gene Ontology annotation, cellular component: cytoplasmic vesicle; clathrin adaptor complex. Lineage: Eukaryota; Metazoa; Chordata; Aves; Gaviiformes; Gaviidae. The transcript has 9 exons. Bases 44 to 1300 code for a protein of 418 amino acids.
AGUCGGGCCGGGGCGAGCGGGCCGCAUCGGGCCGGGGGAGAAAAUGAUCCACAGCCUGUUUCUUAUAAACUGUUCUGGUGAUAUAUUCUUGGAGAAGCACUGGAAGAGCGUUGUGAGCCAAUCUGUGUGUGAUUAUUUCUUUGAAGCUCAGGAGAAAGCAGUUGAUGUUGAGAAUGUGCCUCCUGUCAUCUCAACACCACAUCACUACCUCAUCAGCAUCUAUCGGGAUAAAAUCUUCUUUGUGUCUGUCAUACAGACAGAAGUGCCACCACUCUUUGUAAUUGAAUUUCUACACCGAGUAGCGGAUACUUUCCAGGAUUACUUCGGCGAAUGUUCUGAGACUGCAAUUAAGGACAAUGUAGUUAUUGUGUAUGAACUUCUAGAAGAAAUGUUAGACAAUGGAUUUCCACUGGCAACAGAAUCUAACAUAUUGAAGGAGCUGAUUAAGCCUCCCACAAUUUUGCGCUCCGUUGUCAACUCCAUCACAGGCAGUAGUAAUGUGGGUGACACACUUCCCACCGGACAGUUGUCCAACAUUCCCUGGCGCAGAGCAGGGGUAAAAUACACAAACAACGAAGCCUAUUUUGAUGUCAUUGAAGAAAUUGAUGCGAUUAUAGACAAAUCAGGUUCCACAGUCUUUGCAGAAAUACAAGGUGUUAUUGAUUCGUGUAUUAAGCUCUCAGGAAUGCCAGAUCUUUCUCUUUCUUUCAUGAACCCACGGCUGCUGGAUGACGUCAGCUUCCAUCCAUGUAUUCGAUUCAAACGCUGGGAGUCUGAGAGAGUCCUUUCAUUUAUUCCUCCCGAUGGGAAUUUCAGAUUGAUCUCCUACCGCGUCAGUUCACAGAACUUGGUGGCAAUUCCUGUAUAUGUGAAACACAUGAUCAGUUUUAAGGAAAAUAGUUCUUCAGGAAGAUUUGAUGUUACCAUUGGACCAAAACAGAAUAUGGGGAAAACAGUAGAAGGCCUUGUCAUGACAGUUCACAUGCCAAAAGCUGUACUUAAUAUGAACCUCACUGCUACACAAGGCAGCUAUACAUUUGACCCAGUUACUAAAGUGCUAACAUGGGACGUUGGCAAAAUUACCCCUCAAAAGCUACCAAACCUGAAGGGCAUAGUGAACCUGCAGUCUGGAGCCCCCAAGCCAGAGGAGAAUCCAAGUUUAAACAUCCAGUUUAAGAUACAACAGCUUGCAAUUUCAGGACUGAAAGUGAAUCGCCUAGACAUGUAUGGAGAAAAAUACAAGCCUUUUAAAGGUGUCAAAUAUAUUACAAAAGCAGGAAAGUUCCAAGUCAGGACAUGAGAAGAUGCUCAACUUCCAAGAGGAAAUUCCCCUUAAAAAAAAAACUGACUGCUUAGUGACUUAUGUUGCUAUUAAUUAGGUGCCAAUUAAUUAAUAGACACGGAUUAGUUUGGGAUCAAAGCAUUUGUGCACAGCAGCUCUUAAGAUGAAAGCAUAGCUUAGUUUUUCUUAAUAUGGCUUUAAAAUAAGGUACUUUUUUUCUAAUACACCUUCACUCUUUUUUUACUGAAUUGUUGUGCUGGUGAGUAGUUUGAUCUAGGUGAUCCACAAAACGUCACAAACACUACACUGCCGUCAGAUACCAAAGCCCAGAGGCCAAGCACAUUAGGAAGGCCCGACAGGUUACUGAAAAAGUCUUGUGGUGGCACCUUUUGCUGCUGCAGCCACCUGCAAAGAAAGCUCAGCUCUUCUCACAGCCAGCUGCAAGCCAGCAUUCCUCAAAGCAUCAUGUAAUCCCUUCAGAAAUAGAGAGCAGCAACGAGGAGGGCAGGGGUCCCACAGGGGCCUGGGACAUAGCAAGUGUCACUCCUGAGAAAGAGCUUUUGAUGAAGAAAAAAAAAUUCCUUGUUGUUUACAAGAAACAGCCUUUCUUAAGAAGCAUUUGCCUUAAUCAGCUUUCAUUUGUGCCAUCUGCAGAUGAGCUGAUAAAAAUAACAUUCUGCAUUACAUCUGGGAGGUGAUUGUUGCUUCAGUAAUCCCCUUUCUUUCCAUUCAGUCUCAUCACCAUCAUUGUUUGUUUGGUUUUUUUUUAAGAAUACAGUUGCAGAGAGUAAGAUCUAUUUUUAUGUGAAGUCUUUGCUUUGAUUUAGAUGUUCCACUUGUUCGAAGUGGAUGCCACCAGAUUUGUGCCAUGUGUACAUUGGAGCGUAGCUUUUUAGACAGCACAGUAGAAGUGUCAAGUGUAUUUAAUGGUUGUGUGCUUUACUGUUGUGAAAUAAAGGGAACUCUACUGCAAAUGCAUCUUCUCCUGUGAAAUGUUCACUCUUGUAAACUAUUCAUGAUGCUUUUAGGCAGAAGACAUCUGAUAUACAAUUAAACAAUGAUUAUUUGCUA